AUGACCAGAACUAACAAAUGGACCGUUCACGAAAAAAAGGCUAACGCCAGAUUCUUCACCCGUAACGGUAACUUAGGUCAAGACCCAAACUCCAUUAAGAAGUCAGGUAACGGUAAAGGUAACUGGGGUAAGCCUGGUGACGAAAUCAAUGACUUGAUGGACAGUGGCGAAUUGGAUGAAAAUAUCCAUUUCUUCAAAAAGGACAGAAGAAACUCUAUCAACAAAAACAGAAACGCUAACGAGGAUGACUUGAGAAAGAUCCAAAACCACGAAGAUUAG
Messenger RNA from Henningerozyma blattae CBS 6284, 279 nucleotides. RefSeq lists its product as uncharacterized. Bases 1 to 279 code for a protein of 92 amino acids. NCBI's taxonomy places the organism in Eukaryota, Fungi, Ascomycota, Saccharomycetes, Saccharomycetales, Saccharomycetaceae. The transcript has a single exon. The record is from RefSeq and is a predicted model, not a curated record.